Molecule: messenger RNA, 1698 nt
Organism: Bathycoccus prasinos
Lineage: Eukaryota; Viridiplantae; Chlorophyta; Mamiellophyceae; Mamiellales; Bathycoccaceae
Exons: 1
Coding region: 1-1698 (565 amino acids)
Source: RefSeq, a predicted model, not a curated record
AUGCCGCCAAAGAAAGGAACGAAACGCAAAGCGGUUGCGGCGAGUAAAAAAGAUGCGGAUGCGGAUGCGGCGGCGGCGGCGGCGGCGGACGUCGUCGUCGACGACGACGGCGGCGGCGAGAAGGAAGAAAUCGAGAUUCCAAAAGUAACGGAUGGAAUUGACGGCGAGAAGGACGAGGGUGGUGGUGACGGUGGUGACGAACAAGAACAACAUCCAACAGAAGAAAAAAACGAAAAAGACCAGACGACAAAAACGGUAAAGAGACAGAAGAAGAGCAAAUCGCCGUCGUCGAAAGAGGAGAAAGCGGUGGGCAACGACGAGAAAGAUGGUGGUGAAGAUAAUAAUUCUCCCAAAACGACGACGACUGCAACAAAGAAAUUUUCAGAGGAAAAGAAGAAAGUUCGAACGCCGCCGCCGUUGGAGUAUCCAACGCUCGAACAGAUUCGAGGAUUCGUUCCAGCCGUCACGUGCGAUCACUUUGAGGCGAAAUUUCGCGACGUCGAGGAUCCGCAAUACGAUCAGAACCAACUUGAAGUAUUCAACGCUUUGAUAAAGUUUCCGGUCAAAUCGCAGUUGCAAUUCAUCGAGGAGAGCGACUCGUUGGCUGCGCUCAGGAAGACGUUGGCGAGUCACAACGCAAAAGUGUGGUUGCAUACGAAGAGCAUGGUUGCAGCGGAGAAAGAACUGGACAAGUUACCGGAAAAAGUAAGCCAAGCGUUGAAAGCUUUGUACGAUUCCAAUCACAUGAAAGAAGAUGCGCUUGAUUUUCGCGUUUUAUCUUUCUUAGCGCAAAUGAAGGAAGAGAGCGCACUUUUAGCCAUCGAGGAUUUGUCCAAUCAAAACUUAGAUGUGAUUAAGAACGUAUCCGCGUAUUUCAAAGGCGUUUGCAGAAGAAGGAACGACGAGAACAAAGAUGGAGUUCAGUUUGGAUCGAUGGGCGGCGGCGCCGGAGGGACUCAAGAACAAGGCCACGCGUACAAUCCAGCGUUGCAGGAUGUUCAAAACGCGCUCAUGCGCGGUGUCAUUACGCCCAUGGUAGGUACGGCUAUGGAGCGAUUGUUCACGUCUAAUCCGGGCGUUCAAUUUGACGCCGCAGCGUGGGAAGAAUUCACGCAACUCAACGAGAUGAUGGCGAUGAAUUGCAUCGACGAGACGUUCAUCGAGUUACAGAACGCGAGAGGCGGCGUGCGUAACCCGAACGGCUUGUUCGUCUCAAAAAUUCGAAAGUUUCUCGGACAAAUGCGGAACAAUUUCGGUGGUGGUCAUGGUGGUGGGCACUACGGAGGAGGUGGUGGAAAUUUCGGUGGUCGAGGAGGAAGAGGGAACAAUUUUAAUAACUACAACAACAACAAUAACUUCGGAGGAGGAAGAGGAGGUGGCGGCGGCUACGGCGGCCAAGGCGGUGGCGGCUACGGCGGCCAAGGCGUGGACGAUCAAACGCUCAGAAGUACGCUCCCAGCGUACGCGAACAGAAUAAUCACUUGUAUUGAGAAAGGCCGUUUCCAACGAAACGCCAUCGACGAGCGCAUGCUCUCCGCCUUGUCUCAAGUUCGCGACCCCUCGGCGAUGGAAAAAAUUGUCACGGAAAUGGAAACCGCGAACGUGGACAACGUCCGAAACGUCGCCGGGUAUUUCAUGGGCAUCAUUAGAAAGAACAAAAAUAGCAGUGGUGGUGGUUACGGAGGGCAGUUUCAAUAA